Haliotis rubra (blacklip abalone) is the source of this 8249-nucleotide messenger RNA. RefSeq names its product kelch-like protein 24. The record is from RefSeq and is a predicted model, not a curated record. The transcript is spliced from 2 exons. Lineage: Eukaryota; Metazoa; Mollusca; Gastropoda; Lepetellida; Haliotidae. The coding region runs from base 361 to 2106 and encodes 581 amino acids. Gene Ontology annotation, molecular function: protein binding.
UUUAUGCCUGUAAACUUCCGCUUUUGGUACAUUGAGCGAAAAACACGUCAUAUUCAGCACAUUUUCCCAGGAAUUACCUCCAAAUACCAGCCUAUUUUGUGUUAAAAAUGACAUCUUACCAGACUGUGGACUAUCUGAUGUACAUCAUGACAAAAUUGAAAAGACUUCAUUCGUACCUUUGAGAGGCAAAUGUGACACUAAUUUUUUUCACUGAGAAUUUCACCUAACGUUUCAAAAUGAACUGACCAUCGAUCUGAGCGUAUGCACACUUCAGUGUUGAGAAGUUGCGUAUGUGUAUACAAAGAAGAUAGACAUCUUUUCAAAUGAACAGUGGUACAGAGGUUUCCUGAAGCCAGGACAAUGACUUGUAACUGGAGAAGCUGUAUUGCCAUCUCGGUCUUGGAAGGAUUCAAACGGAAAUAUGACGCUGGUUCCUUCACCGACACAGAGAUCGACAUCCAGGGAACAAUCUUCCGUUGUCAUAAGGUGUUCCUGUCGGCCAUAUCCGACUACUUCCAUGCCAUGUUUUCCUCAGGCAUGCGAGAAAGUCUGGAUGGAAAAGUCACUCUUGAGGGCAUCACUAUUGAAACAUUCCGAGAUAUACUAGAUUUCUAUUAUGAUGGUCAGGGAAACAUUGUUUGCAUUGAUAAUGUGGAGGAAAUCCUUCGAGCAGCAACACUUUUACAAAUGGGGUGCCUGCAAGCAAGAUGUGAGGAAUUUUAUGUGGAUCAGUUGUCUGUGGAAAAUGCAAUUGGAAUAUGGCAGCUAGCUAAAUGUCUCAACUGUGAGUCCUUGAAGAAAAAGGCAAUGGAUUUUGUCCUGGAAUAUUUUGUGGAAGUCGGGAACCAAGAAGAGAUCAUAGGCUUGGAGUGCCCUGACCUCCAAGAGGUGCUCUCCAAUGAUGACCUCAAGGUUCCAAGUGAGGACAUGGUUUGUGAUAUUGCCCUGCGUUGGGUUCAGCAUGACUGGAAGAGAAGGAAAGGUUUCCUCAGAGACAUCUGUAAAACUGUGCGGACGUCCCUUUUAUCAGAUGUCUGUUUACAUAAACUUCUUACCCUAGCUGAUCGCGUUGACGGAAGUGCCGAUGGUGAAAACAAUCUAACCAUUGUUGAUGAAGAUAUUUGCAACAAAGAAAUGCAUACAUAUGUCGAUCUCAAGCAGUCCCAGAAGCCACGGAACUAUGAAGAAGUGUUAGUAACAAUUGGUGUGCGAGUGUCUGCAGGACUGUUGCCUUCUGUCAAUGCUUACAGCUUCCUGGAGGGCAAGUGGUUUGCCCUUGAGCAACUCCCUCUGGAUCCCGGGGCUGGUUUUGCAGUCUGUGCUUACAACAAUCAUAUCUACAUAUCAGGACGGUAUGGACGCAAGACUUACCUCCUAGACUACGAUAGCAGCGUCGACCAGUGGCUUCACUGUCCCGAGAUGCCAGACAAUCGCUGCUACCAUGAAAUGGUUGCAUCUAAUGACUCUCUCUAUGUUGUCGGAGGUUGCAACAAGCGAGAGGGAGCACUUGCCAGUGUGUAUGUGUACAACAUCUUGGAGAGGAAGUGGCAUCAAUUUAGUCACCUUCGGUUUGGUGUAUAUUCUACAUCUUGUGCAGUCAUCGGUAACAGUCUGUUUGUUUUUGGUGGACGUGGAAUGGGUUCCAGACGCACACAGGAAGUUCAAGCUAUGAAUCUGACAAAUGGAACAGCAACGAUAGUUCAUCUGUUCCCAACACCCAUCACCGAAAGCCGAGCAUUAAGGGAUGGGGAUGAAGCCUUUGUAUGCACAACAAAUGGAAGUGUCAUGAAAAUCUUUGAAGAUGGUGCUGUGUUUAAUGUUGCAAAAAUGCCCAAUUUUGACCGCUACAAUUUUGGUGUUUUUCUGCACAGGGGAUUGCUUGUUGUCACUGGAGGUGACACUCGCUACCCAUCAGGCCUUGGUGCUUUCGAUGACAUGAUCCAAGUGAUAAUUGAUGAUAAGGAGAAACUGUCAAAGGAAACCGUUGUCAUGAGAGACAAACUGUACCCAUUCGCAAGUGCUUUUGGCUGUCAGAAAAUCAUUCUCCACCGAUCCUUUUUACGCCGCCCAGCCCUGUCAGAUCCCCAGGGUGAUGACACUGGCUAAGGGGACAAGUGCAGACAGUGACCGGAGUAGAGGGGGCUGCAAAGAUUACACAGGGAAUAGUAAUCAAAUGUAAAUGUUGGAGUGGAAAUCUAUACACAUCAGCAAGAAGAUGAGUAAUGACACAAAUCAUUGCAGAACUUGGUAAACAGCACAAAAUCAGAGAGGUAUGAAUCAAAGGCCUAGGUCAUUAAGGAUCUGCCAGCAACAUCGACCAUUGGAAGAUCAGUCAACAGUAAGGAUCAUUGAGGGAUCAGACUAUGUUACAAGUCAUUUAGGGAUCAGACUAUGUUACAAGUCAUUGAGGAAUCAGUAAAUAUUACAGAGGAUUAACUGAUCUAUCAAAUAAAUAUAUAUUUGAGAAACCAGAUGGAGAACAUAGAUGCAUCCAUCAAAGAUACAGCCCACUGAUGGUUUGGUCAUAGUUACAGGUCAUAGUGGAAGUGAGCUACAGAGAGCUGACUGUUGAAGGAUCAGACCUGGCUGCAGACUAGGUGUCACAUGAGACCACAUCCAUUUGCUUGUGAAGCUUUUUGAUCACGAUUCAAUGAGUCUUUAGUUGAUCCAAGUCAAUGCUUAAUUCAAAGACACCAAUGAGAAUAUCUUUAAUUGUUCCCUAUCCCUGCAUAGAUACUCAGUUCUUGAGCACAGUCCCUGUAUGAUCCAGUAUCCCCUGUUAUAUCACACCAUCUAAUGCUCACUUAGCUUCCUGUACAGUUUGCUUUCGAACACCACGCACACAUCACCAUAAGUUGUUAAAGUUUGUUACUAUCACCAUGCUUGACAGAAGUAUGCUAUGAUGUCCAAUCACUGUCAUUCAUGUGGUUGUUAUGGUUACUAGUUUGCCUUGAACAAAGUGACUACUUGUCUUGAGUUCCAGAUGAAUAUGUUGCAGUGGGUCAGUGGGUAUUUCAUAUUGUGGACUUCAAGACUCCCGCUGGCAUCAUUUAUUAUGUUGAUAGACACCAUCUGUGCUCAGUCCGGUCAAUGGAAGAAUGGAUUUUAAUUUGGUGAUGUUGAGGUCUUCAGAUUGACAUAUGUUUUUGUGUGUAUGAAUGAUGCAUUGAAUCAGCAAAGAGUGUUUUACACUCAGGUGGAAUCACUCUGGCAGUGAUUUUCAAUCAUUGCUCACAUCCUUCUACCAGUGUUCAUUGUGUGAAGAUUCGUCUUGAUGCAUCUUGAUAUGAUAAAGUGGUGUUGAGUGAUGAAGUGCCGGUAUAUCAUUCACACUUGUGUAUGGUCAUGUUAUUUACUCAGUGAAGAGCAGUUCAUUAAAAUUAAUAAAAAUAUAUCAAAGUAACAUUCACCCACUAUUAAUCCAAAUGUCCACCAUUUAUUAUUUAUUCACCUUGACACAUUCAUGUUUUGAUGUUUCAGUAUUUAGCGAAUAUAUUCAACACUUUCAAUGCAUAUAAAUGUUUCACACUUAAAUAUAUAUACAUGUAUUAGCCUGUUUUGAAUUUAUACUUUCUGCCAGUUCAGCAUUGACAUAUAUAUUCAUAAUGGAUGCAGGAAGGUAUGGCACUGGCAACAAGUUUAACUAGCCUAGCUUCACAUAAUCUCAUAGUUUUAAGUCGUCCAUGAUACACAUUGAGGAUGUCUUGUUAUUGUACAAAGGGACCAUUCAUAAUUUAUGGCUAGGGGGGUGAUGGUGAUUUUUGUGGAGAAACAUGUUCGAUGUGAAUGGACACCCCCCCCCCCCAAAUUUAUGUACAAAGUAAGUGACCCCCCUGCAUGUCGUACAAAAUCAAUGACACCCACCCUUCCCAUAAUUUGUAAGCAUAAUUUUUUAAUAUUUUGAUGUACAUAUUUGAUGACCACCCCACUUCCCUAGAUCACAAUGACCCCCCUUAAAUUCAUCAUCACCCUUCAUGUCCUAAAUUCAGCAUGUUGCUGAUACCAAGAACUGCAGCUAACUUUCUGACAGUUGCCAAAUGUGCAGUGUUGACAAGUUCAGUGAUUUAGAUGGAAACUUGUCAUGUUAUCAGGACACCGUUCAUCUGAGAUGCUGCAUAUCUGCUAUGCAGAGUUCUGGCCCUUAGUAGCACCUGGAUCAGCUGGCUAUGAUUUUUGGUUUAGAACACCAUAUAACAAUGGUAAACAAAGGUCUCUUUAAGCUUCCCUAAAACAUCACUAUGACAUGUGGAUAUACAUAUAUGAAAUACUUUUCAAUAAGUCUUUAGUCUGUCUUGAGUAGGUGUUCUAGUCUUCUUGGAUCCUGUUCUUAUUGACACUUGCAUAUGUUCAUGAUAUAACUUUCAGUAUUCUCCUUGUCCCAUAUCCACACUAUGACAUGCUGGUAUUGAAAUGUUAGUGAAUACAAAUGCUAGGUUUGCUUUCCUAUCACGAUCCAGAGGUCCUUAGUUCAAAUAGUCAGCAACAUCAGCUGAUCAUCAGCCGCAACUCAUGGAUAGGGUGGUCAGUCUGAAUGGUUUUUAGUGUGAGAAUUUAUGGCUUUGAAGUAACAGAGGUAGUAUUCUUUGAAAUACUUGCAAGGAUAAUUGGUGUUUGAUAUUUGUACAUGCUGUAGCUAACAAUUCCUCUUCUAGUUCUUGGUCUUUCAACUCCAGAUCCUCUUCACUUGGAAGUGGUAAAUGUCUUAAAGGUACUUCAGCCCUUCAGCUCAUUGUUAGUGUUCUCUGAUAUUCUAACUGAAAUACUUUGAUAUAUAUAUUUAUUUUACCGGCUAAUGAUGAUGAUGUUUCUCUGUCAGCCACAUGUAUAGCAACGAAGUAAGAUUCAGUUCAGAUUCAAGUUUUAGUUUUGCCACAUUUCAUACAGUUAGGUAUUAUUCUAAUGUUGCUAGAAAUCCUUUCAUAGAAACUGUUUGUAUAAGGGUGCGAAAAUGUCAUCUUUUCAGAAACAAACAUUGAAGGGUAAAUUUAUCAAGAUAAUUAAUGAAUGUUCACAGUGCUAUGACUAAAGUCUCAACACUUCUAAAGACAGUUUACCCUUGAGAUAUUAACUUUAUGAAUGUAAAACGUUACUGAAAUUUAGGUACAGUGAAAUCCUGUAAGUUUGGACAAAUCACUUCCCAGCAAAACCAUUCACAUUUCUGCAUUAAGAAAUGGGUACAAAGUACUAUCCUUGAUUUUAAAUACAGACAAUAACUCUCUGGCCUCAGGGUUUCAACAGAGUUAAACAAGCCUUCACUGUUAGUGUCGAACACUUGGUCAAACAUAGUUGGGAUUUUUUUUAAAUUCCUUGUUCUGGUCAGUUUCAGCAUUAAUGAUGUACUUAAUCCAUACACUGGUAUCAAAAUCAAAAGUCCAAGUUAAAAAGGUUUGGGAUAUUCUGUUAUUUUUUAUACCAAACCAAAUGUCUGUUUUUGUGAAUUUGUCGUGUUGAUUUCAUCAUUAUUACAUGACCUUGCAGGAGGUAAUGACUUUGUAUUACAUAUUACACAUGUUACAUAGUUGCACUGUCAUGAUAUAUUAGCACUGGCUGCUACUGUAUAUAUGGACUGUAUGUUAUAACCUGUAUGUUAUAACCUGUAUAUCGCCACCUUGUCUACAGGGUAGUACAGAUUCCUGUCUGAGGGUACAUUUCUGAAAGGUAGAUGAUUUAGAUGGUAACGACUUCUGUAUCUACCAGUUCAUCAUCUUCACGGACCACAUUUUUUCAGAUAAUGUUUUGUGGAGUGUUCAGUAACACCGUGUUUAUGUCAUAACUAUGUAAUCAUGAUUAUGUUUUUUAUCAAAACGUGCAGGUGUACAAACUGCAGAAGUAGAAAAAACAAAACACUAUGCUUUUAACACGUAUGUGUUCUUUGGAAAAUGGACUUUUUCUGUGAAUGUGUCUACCUUACGCUUUGUUUGUUUGACGUUUUAUUUUAUUUUUCUGUCUUUUGAUAUGAAGAUAAGAAUCUUGGUUGGUUGAGCCAAUGAAAAUCAUGAAGAACUCAUUUCCUUAUUCUGUAGCUCACAGUCACUGAUUUCAAUUUGCAAAAAUACAUGUUGUAUCUCCAGCUGGCCUGGCAACAGUGUUGAACAAAAUCUGAAAAUACUUCACUUGCACUUCUCUAGAUUUCUUCCCUGUUCCCCUCAAUGUUCUGCUUCCCUCCUUCUCUCAGCAGAUAUGGUCAUAGUGUAAUAAUCAGUUGUUAGUCUGGUCUGGUGUUACAUGGAAAAAUAUAACAAUCUGUAAAUCUAAAGCUUUCAGCUUUUUUUAUGAUAGUGGAUUUCUUGUGACAUUUUGUAAUGUUUGCACAGCAUAAUGUUUUUCUGAUGCCUUUAAUGCAUUGUGAUGAGGUAAUUCUGCAUACAGUCACAUGAAUACAUCAUCCAAAUAGUGUAUGUAUAUUUCAUAUGCACGAUGUAAAACAUUUUCUGUCCGCAUAGAAUAACUUCAGGUGACUUUAAAGCAUAUGUACUUUGAAGAUCGACCUCAGUUCCUAGGCUUAUCAGUUCCUGUGCUUGUCAUCGGUUCCUCUGUGCUUGUCAUCAGUGCAUGGCUUGCUGCAGUGGACGACCAAGUCACAGUGGUCACCCCUAUUAUCUUUGUGUAACAUAUCUUUGAAUAUUUGUUUUUCUCUAUGACAAAUUUGUAUUGGUUCAUAUCUACUUCAUUCCUAUAAUGAACAUGUCUUGAUAUGUUUAAGACGUUUCAAAAUGUACUACUCAAAGGACGUUAAAGACGACCUGCUUCCUUCAUGUUAGUAUAGUUGAUCAGUCAUUACAUGUGGUCUUUUUUCAUAUCACUGUAGUUAAUUUGUCAUACCUGUAAUGCCAUGGCAGAUAAACUACAGAAAUAUGAAAGAAUUAUAUUGGUCCUUAAGUUCUUUUGAGGAGUAUUCAUAUUAGCCAAAAUGUGGGCAUGACACUGUAUUGCCAUGGUUAUCUCCCUUUGUAUUACUGAUAUUGAUUGUUAUAUGACUAGUCCUACAAGAGGUUACAUUUUCCCUUGAUAAUAAUGUGAUAUGUAUAUUAUCUGUUGAUAUUGUGUGAGAUGUGUGUGUGGUUCCUGAUGUGUUACUGUGUGUGAGAUGUAGAGGACUGUAUUCUCUAGGGUGAUGUGCGACGUGGGAAACCAGUGCUAUAGUUGUGCAUACCAGGAGACUUCCUCUGUGGCAGGCACCACAAAGUUGAUUUGAAUCAUGCAAAUUUGAUAGGCCAAAGUGAGCCUUAUUGUUUUGUGGACAAAAACCUAUUUUCUGUACAAGUCACUGACAGUUCAAACAAACUGACCUGCUAAGCGAGAUUUGUGAAGAAGGAACACCUUGUAGGGGAGCCCUUCUCUAUGAGUGGUUAGGGAGCAAGUACGGUUCUACAAACUGCAAAGUGCAGUGGAUUGGUGGAAGACGAUUUUUUAGGAGCGGAAGUGAAUCUCAGCAAAGACUAUUUCUAUCAACAGAAGAAAUCUGUUUCAGGCACCCCAUGACUCUAUUGAUCUACUGUUACAUCUUCCAUUAUCCAGUGUAUCAUGUCUCCAUCAUAUUGUGACCAACACCAUUAAUCCAUUCAACAUUAACACGAUCUCUCCUGCAACACAGGGCAGAGUUUUCUCUCUCGUGCAAGUUAUCGGAUUGGAUGUCUGUUCUUAGUUUAUUGCCAUUAGGCCACUACCCUGUUCAACAAUAUAACUUUAGUCCUACUACUGUCAUAUGUCUUUGUUGAAGUCAGGGAGCUGUAAUUACUUUAGCAGUAUGAUCACUGCAUGGGUCAGGGCCCAGGCUAACAAUGUGGCUAUGGUAGCGAAAGGGUACAGGGUAGCUUCAUUCUAAUACCAAGGAGAUGUUAUACACUAGAUGAAAUAGAGAAUGACUAGUCCCCUACAGAAUGAGACAAAGCAGUGGGAGCUCCAACUGAUGUCUACAUCAUGGAAGUUUAGAUGUUCCUUUUGAUGAUCAAUGAUGUUCCUGUUGUGUGGAAUGAAAUAGAAAUAUAUCCAGUAACUGAUUUCAGACAUCUUCCUCAGUUAACCUCCUUCCCAACAAAAUAUUGAUAUCUUAGUUGUAGAUUUUUCCAAGGUACAGCUUUCUUAGCUUUGGUCACAAUAACAGUGCAUAUACAUUUUGCUGAAGUAAAUGUCAGGAUUCUACAUAUAGUCCAGCUUCAAAUCUUAACCCUUCAGAUCCGGGUUAGAAUCUUCAGUAACCCAUGCUUGUCGUUAGAGGUGACUAACGGGAUCAGGUGGUCAGGCUUGCU